Molecule: messenger RNA, 792 nt
Organism: Colletotrichum graminicola M1.001
Lineage: Eukaryota; Fungi; Ascomycota; Sordariomycetes; Glomerellales; Glomerellaceae
Exons: 2
Coding region: 1-792 (263 amino acids)
Source: RefSeq, a predicted model, not a curated record
AUGAGACAGACAACCCUCAUCACUGGCCUCGCGGCCAUGCUGCCCUCUACCGCCCAGGCCUGGUCCGUCCCGGCACUCCUGGGCUCUCGUCAGAACAGCAGUCCCUACCAAGAUGCUGUUUGCAAGCCCGCGACUAGCUCGGGUGGCCAGCUCCCCCCUUGCGUCCAGAUUGAAAACAUUGAGGUCGCCUGCAAGCCCAAUGGCACCGACCCCAUCCACUUUGAGGCACAUGCACAAUGCAUGUGCGGCGGCUCCUUCUUCGCCGAGAAGUUGGCUUGCGAGCGAUGCCUGUUCGUCCACGGCCUUCGCAGCGAGCGAGACUUGGCUUUCUACAGAGGCGUUCUCUCGUCUGCCUCCAAUGCUCUCUGCACUGGUACACCAACCGCAGCUUAUGCCGUCGUCUACUCCAACAUCGAGGUUGCUGCCACCCCUGUCACCACCGGUGCCACGGUCAAGAGCGACCAAGCUCCCAGUAACACGGCCAUCUCCCUUUACUACACGGCUAGCGGUGUUCAGGGUCCUGGCAGCAUCACCGGUGAAGCUGCUAGUGCUACUGGCGUCAGCCAAGAGGCAACUGCAACAACUGCUGGCCCGACGGCAAUCGCGACUGGCUCGGCCACUACGAGCCGCGGCCCCUCUACUCGUGCCACCACCACCGUUGCCACCACUGGCACGGCUACCAACGACGCGGCCACAGCCACGUCCGUGCCUGGCAACGGCGCAGUGCAGAACUACGCUGCAAGGGGUCUUAUGAUGGGUGCUGCCGGUCUGGCAGUGCUUGCGGGCUUGUAA